AUGGAUAUGUCUUGUUCACUUGCUAAACGUCAAAAAAUGCUGAUUGACAUCGACCUCCAUGAUGUGGUACAAAUCAAAGUUGUGGCAGAGCAACCUCAACCUCAGAAACAGUCAGAACUGAUAAACCUGUUGCGACUGUGUCGAAGUGGGCUCUCCUAUCGUGCCGUUCCCUUUGCUUUCUGCCAACUUCCAGAUGAUGCGAAGGGUGUCAAUCCUUUCCAACAGCCCAAGCUGAAUGGCAGACAGGCAGAAGGCAUGACGGUUUCCUCCCGCACUACCCUCUCGCAUCAAAAAUCUGCAGGCUUGCAGCACAUUACCGCUUUUCGCAAAACUGCCAGUUGUCUAAUCAAACGUGAUUUCUCCGGCCUCUCCACCUCCUCUUCUUUCCACUCAUCUACGAUCCUUGCCACCUCCACGCUGUCACGGUCAUCUGCCGUCCUACCGCCUUCGCCUACCCCUGUCGAUUGUCUGUUUUCCUCCUGA
Messenger RNA from Echinococcus granulosus, 483 nucleotides. RefSeq lists its product as hypothetical. The record is from RefSeq and is a predicted model, not a curated record. Bases 1 to 483 code for a protein of 160 amino acids. NCBI's taxonomy places the organism in Eukaryota, Metazoa, Platyhelminthes, Cestoda, Cyclophyllidea, Taeniidae. The transcript has 4 exons.